UUUUUUUUUUAAAUUACAGAUUUUUCUAAAUAUAUUUGACUGGGUGGGUAAAAUGACCUGAGUGGGUUCGCUAGGCCAACCCCUGUUCAUACCUGUAAGCAGCCUUGGACUGAUGACUGAAGUAGUUCGAUUGUAAUCAAAGAACAGACAGCAUUUCCUGUCACAUCUAAAUCACACAAACAUGCACAGUUCUUUCUUUCACGAGACUGAAAUUUUGUGCUCUAACAUCUUCAAAGAUGAGCCAUGUUCUAAGUGUGAAGAAGGCUGGGAGCACCAUGGAGGAAAGUGCUAUUAUUUCUCUGUCAGUAAAUCAUCCUGGACUGUGAGCAGAGGUGGAUGUAGAGCUAAAGGAGGAGACCUGGUUAAAAUAGACAGCAGGGAGGAGCAGAAAUUCCUGGAUCAAAGACUGAAAGACAUAAUGAAUUAUCCUCAGGAUAAGUUCUGGUUUGGACUGACUGACUCAGCAGAAGAGGGUAGAUGGUUGUGGGUGGAUGGCUCGCUACUGGACAAAAGUUUGACUUAUUGGGGCUACGACGAGCCAGAUGAUUGGAAAGGGGAUUAUCCUGAUGGAGAGGACUGUGCAAGAAUGGGGGUAAAAGAUGAAACCUCUGAUCUGAACAGUUGGUUUGAUGCUUCCUGCAACGUGGCUCACAGAAGUAUUUGUGAGAAAGCAGAAAUAACUGGACAACCUACAGGGUGGUUGGAUUUUUAAAAAUAAAAUUGAAGACAAAAUUUUGUGAU
This is a messenger RNA of Pundamilia nyererei, 741 nucleotides long. Its product is annotated as C-type lectin domain family 4 member E-like. The record is from RefSeq and is a predicted model, not a curated record. The coding region runs from base 182 to 712 and encodes 176 amino acids. The transcript has 3 exons. NCBI's taxonomy places the organism in Eukaryota, Metazoa, Chordata, Actinopteri, Cichliformes, Cichlidae.